CUGGGAUUCUGCCAGCCGCAGGAUGGCUCUGAGUGUCAGCAGCUCAGCUGUGGGGCUGAAGGGGCGGCAGAGGGCAUAGAAGGUGCCUGGGGAAGGUAUUUCCCCUGUCCCAAGCAGAUCUGAAUGGGGGGCCUUUGUCAUCAUGGAGGGGGUACUAUACAAAUGGACCAACUAUCUGAGCGGCUGGCAGCCUCGAUGGUUCCUUCUUGGAGGAGGGGUGUUGUCCUAUUAUGACUCACGGGAAGAUGCUUGGAAAGGUUGUAAAGGAAGUAUCCAGAUGGCAGUAUGUGAAAUUCAAGUUCAUUCUACAGAUAACACACGGAUGGAUCUUAUUAUCCCAGGAGAACAGUACUUCUACCUGAAAGCCAGAAAUGCAGCUGAAAGGCAAAAGUGGUUGGUUGCCCUAGGAACUGCCAAAGCCUGUCUGACUGACAUUAGGACACAGAAGGAGAAAGGCAAGCUCUUUGAAUUUACAGAAAACACUCAAGUAUUGAAAAAAAGAAUGGCAGAACUUAGACUAUAUUGUGACCUCCUUGUUCAGCAAGUGGAUAAAACUAAGGAAAUGGGCUUAUCUGGUGUAUCAGAAUCUGAGAAUGGAAUUGAUAUGGGAGCAUUGCUGACAUCCACAUGUACCACAUUUUUGAAGACUCUUGAAGAAUGUAUGCAGAUUGCCAACGCAGCCUUCUCUUCGGAAUUGUUGCAGGUAGUGCCGUCUGGGUCUCCGCCCUUGGCUGCUCUCAAAUCAAACAAGCUAAAACCUCCCGGCAUAACUGGUCACACUAUAUCAGAAAGGCAGAUGGAACUGAAACACUGCGAAAAUGGAUCUAUAUAUGCAAACUCUAACCUUCAUGAGCAAACCUUGAUCGAUAACUGGAUGCCUGUACUCCAGGAAACAGAUGAGAUGAACUGUGAAGUGAAUGCUGAGGAGAAUUUGACAGUCCAAGAUGGAAUUGGUAAAGAUGGGGAGAAUGAAGUGCUGCCAAAAGAGGAGAAUCAUGACGGUGAAUCUUUCCAGCCCGAGAUCAGUUCUGCAACCCAGUCAACAUUGUUGCAUACGGCAGGAGAAGACAACAUUCCUACUUUCUUUAGUGUCAUGAACUAUAGAUUCAGUGAUAUUGACCUUUCGGAGGAUGGUGGCAUACCCACAGAAGAAUUUCUACAAUCUUGUUAUGCAAUAGUUCCAGUCUUGGACAAACUUGGAUCCACAGUCUUUGCUCCUGUUAAGAUGGACUUUGUAGGAAACAUCAAGAAAAUCAAUCAGAAAUACAUAACCAACAAAGAUGAGUUCAGUACGCUUCAGAAAAUUGUCCUCCAUGAAGUGAGCAACGAAGAAGCCCAAGUUAGAAACUCUGCAACAGAGGCUCUUCUCUGGCUUAAAAGGGGUUUAAAAUUUCUGAAGGAGUUUUUAACAGAACUAAAGAAGGGAGAAAAGAAUAUUCAAACAGCACUGAAUAAUGCUUAUGGCAGAACAUUACGACAACACCACGGAUGGGUUGUCCGUGGAGUUUUUGCGCUAGCUUUAAGGGCAUCCCCCAACUAUGAAAACUUUGUGGCUGCACUGUCUGUCGGAGAAUGCAGUAAUCACAACGAACUUUUUUAUAGCGGGAUGCAAAGGGACCUUAACAUCUACCUACCAGCCAUGGAAAAGCAGCUCGGCAUCUUGGAUGCACUGUAUGAAGAACACGGGCUUGAAUCAGACGAGGUGGUGUGAGCGUCAGCCAACGCAGUGCCUCACAAAUUCAGGGAUUGUAUUUGUUAACAUAGCUUUUUCCCCCAGAAGGCUAUUUCUGUUUCUUUGUAUUUCUUUCCAUACUUGGGGAAGGAAAAGACUCCAAAGUUUUGCUUUUUUAUACAUAGGUUUUGAAAAUAAUAAUAAUGCUUGUUUGCGCUUAAAUGCAAAGGUGCUAUAUAUACUGGCAGGGUUAUGCCUAUCCUUACAGAAAACGUUUUAAGCCAAAUCCCGUAGUGUUUACUGUGUUUCAGACCAUUAAUUGAGGUUGAAGGCAUGGAGUUUGGUGCCAUUGUGCUAAAUAGUUUGAAGCAGUUCCGGGUUCAAAUCAGUGAAAGCAAGAGCAGAAUUUAGUUUUACUAUUACAACUCUCUACCAAGAUUUCUAAAUGUUAGUGUCCAGACAAGGUAUUCUUGUAAACUAAAUUAUAAGCAGUGGCCAGGAAUUAGUAUCAUAACAUACCCAGCCGCCCACUUUUUCAUUCAGUGACGACCGCUGUUGGCUACACCCAUCCAUGAGAAGCCACAUCAGUAUACACUUGCCAAGUAUCUAGCAGUAAUACAUUUCAUGAUGCUAAGUAGCGAUAGCCAUCUUCUUAAAAUAAGGGCAUAUUCGCAAUCUUGAAAUCCUAGUGCUAGCAUUAGUCCUUACCCUGUGAUCACCCCAAUGCUAUACAAGUUGCGGGGAAGGGCGGGGGAGACAUGGUACAUUGAACUUGUGGGAAACUGAUGCAUUGGAAGAUAUAACCUUUAUUUCAAGGGCCUUUUUGCAACCAAGAUAUUUUGUGUCUACGUGUGGUUUAAAGAUCUAGCAGAUCUGGUUUACAAAAAGGUGGAUUUGGGGUACUUGGGAAACUUUUGAAAAGGGCUCCAGUCUCACCAAGAGUACAAGAACUGCUUCUAAUUUUUAAAGGCAUAACUGGUUUCUCUAAGCAGAGUUUAGAAUGAAUAACUUUCCUUGCAGCUGAAGAUAGAAAUUCACCUCUGAAUUAAAGAUUGAUAGGCCACAUACAGAAUUCAUUCUAGUUCUAAUGUUAACCUCAGGAAUUUCUUCUGAUCACUUGCAGAGGAGUUCAUUUUUAUGUCAUUCAAAGGUGAAAGGAAAAGGAAAGGAAAAACUGCCUGGAAAAGCAGUGACUAUCGUUCUUCAACUUAAGGGCUAUCUAUUGACAUAUUUUCUAAUGGUGAAGAGACAUUCCUGGACACCAUGUUUUUCAUUCCCUGCCCAGCAUCUUGUCAAGCAUCCGCCAUUCCUCCCUUCCCACUGCACUUCUCUUCCCGGUUGCUCCUUUGCUUGAUUCUCCUCCUCGUUACUGUGCCCCACUCACUCCAACAUCCAGCCAAGAUGGACACUUUGCUUUCUUGAAAUGUUUGGAGUUCUGUGGCUACUGCUUUUUUUACACUGGUUCUGAACCAGUGGAGGUUUGGAGAAAAUGUGUUCAUCUAAUUGGAAGCUUAUUAUGAGGCAUCUUCAGCCAGAUGGGGAAGCUCACCACUCUGUUUCCACAGAUUUUAACACACAACCAGGUGGCUGGAGGCAACAGUGCAUUUCCACAGGGCUACAGGUGCCACUUGCUAAAGUUGCUGUAUUGCUCCCAGUCAUUUAAAUCUCACAUCAGUGGCAUAGUUACGAAUAAUGAACAGAGAAAAAGGUUUUUUGCACAAUAAAUAUUUCAGCCUAUUUAGUCCUAUUCCUACCGGAAUUAGUAUUCUAGGGCUUCUCUUCCAUCUCCUGGGAGCAAUGCAUGUGCUUCAUCAUAAAACAAAUCCAUUCAGUUCUCAUGGCUGGCUUCUUGUAGAGUAAGGUUAUCAUCAUGAAGAAUGCAGGUGUUUGGUGUGUUUUGGCUAAGCCUGUGUAAGUGAACUUCUUUUCUUUAACUUGAAGGGGGAGGUGGGGUGGGGAGGCAGCCCAUGGCCAAAAGAGAAAGCAGCUCCAUUUGUUCCUCUGCGAUUGAACUGAACCAUCCCCUGAGAAAGGCAGGCUGGGAAUCCCCAUGGCUACGGGAAACAUGCAAAGCAGCACAAAGUGGCUGGUUGUAGGCGGAGGGCCAGGGCAAACCCUGCCCGCUCUGGCUGUGAAGCAAAAUUACAUUUGUGCUACAAGGUCUCUCACGUUUUGUGAGGAGAUCAGGAAGUGAGGGCAGACCCUUGCGAUAUAUAUAAUACACUGGACAUUCCUGUACUUCAAUUAUUCCUGGUCAAAUUGACUUCUCUACUUGCUAUUAGAAGAUCUGUCAUUUUCGUUUAUUGCAGAAAGUCUUGUUGUCCUGUGUGGAAGUCUAAUAGCUUUCCCAAAAUUAAUGUACAUCUCAUAAAGCAACGCACAUUUGUGAUACUUAAUAUUGUUUUAUCAAGCAAAGCUGCCAAGCAGUGGUGACGUCUGAUGUAUGCUGAUACAGAACCUCUGCUGUGGGGCUUGUCAAAGGACUGUGCCAGAUGGGCAAAAACAGCUGGUCCACUUAUUCAGUGCUGAGUGUGAGCAUUUCACAGGGUAGUAUGUUGCUUGGGGGUUAAAAGGAUAAUUGUGCAAUCUUGCAACUGAAAUAUAAGCAUGCUUUCUGCUCUCAACUAUUAGACUGACAUUUCAUUUCCAAAGCAAAGAUGUCUUACAUCUCUGUCCCAUUCUUCACUUUAUCAAAAAUGAACUGUCAGUCUAGCUACAGCAUACAAUCCAAAUACAUGUCCACCUUCUGAUUCCUUUUUAGCAGCUGAUAUAUUCUCAGGGAUCGGAGCAGCAAGGCAAAAAUGCACAAGUCCAUAUUUUAAAAGAUUUUGAAAGUUCAUGUAAAAAUACUAUCAGUCAAUUUAACCUCGUGUAAAGGGCACUUCUGCUAUAAGCUGUCUGUUUGGCUAAUGCAUUUGCUCAUGACAUAAGAAUACCAAAGUGAUCUGAAAUGCUUCUAAUUUAUCAGCUGUUGGCAUAUUUUACUUGCAAAAUGUAUAUCUUUUUAAAGUAAUGUAGAAACUCAUAGAACUGUUGUGUUUCAACAAAGAACAAACAUUUUACUAGAAACUCCUCCCCCCACCCCCCGGUACACAUUUGUGGUAUGUAUUAAAUUGGCUUGAUAUUUUGUAAGAUUGCCUUAUUUUAAAACAUAUUAAAUAUAUCAAUAUAAACUGGUGAUCUGUCAGACAAAAAUGCCAAAUGUUAUGAGAGUGGCAGUACAAUCCUGUCCAGACUUCCUAGUGCUGAGUGUGUAUGAUUUCAAAGACCUUUGAAAUCAAUGGCCUUCGUUUGGACUUCUAGUAGAAUGGUGUUUCAAACAGGGCCUGUUGAGCCUCUGUGAGCUGCCAAACUUCACAUCACUGAUAGGGACAAUGCUGGCUGUAGAGCAAGUUUUUCUUAGCUCUUGCCUCCCUAGAUAUUGGAGACCUUGAAUUUGAUCAGUGGAUUAGAAGGAUCUGGAUUUUAAACCCACUAGUUCUGAAAAAAUCUAGAAUCAGUAGUGUGAGUGUGCUUGUUUUUCUUGUUUGUUUUUCUCCUUGUUACUCCUUUGUUUUUUUCUCUCAUCUUCUCCAUUCUUAAUUUUUUAACAAUAAGUGAAAUCAAUGGGCUUCAACCAGGAGGUUUCACUGUAGGCAUGGUAACAGACCACAUUAGCCAUCUUCUGAAAGGACAGGUAUCCAUUCCAUUGGCUGAUGUUAUUGAAUUAAAAACGUUCAUACUUGCUUACGAAUUUUUGCAUUUUGCCAAACAUUUGACCCCAUCCUAGUUGUGCCAGCAAAUGCAGGCAGAGGAAGAGGUGGCAGCAUAAUGUCUCUCCAGCAUGGCAAGCUCACCUUCAGGCCUCUGUGUUAUGGUUGAUACUCUAAUAUAAAUAGAAGGGCAACCCAUAUGGCCAAAAGAAACCUGGACUGAAUAGAUUGAAACUAACUGGCUUCUUUGAUGGUGCUGAAGUGCUUUGCAGCCUUGGACUGAGUUCCCUGUUCUUGUCUUGAAUAUUUCUACCCUAAGAAAAUGCAAUCACCAGUUUAAACUUAAGCAACAACUAGUUUGAUUUCAAAAUCCUCCAUGUUUUCCUGUUUCACCUAAAGGGGAAAAAGCCAUUUUCCAGGAUGUCCUCGUAUGCAUAAUUUCAGUUUCUGUGCCACAGAAAUGGGGCUCCAACUGCAAUUAGAACCAUACUAAAUGUUCACUUUAUUCAAAAAUUUGGUCUCUUCAAUAAAGUAUGAGGAAUGGCUUUGAAAAUAAAGCCGAGCUUAUUUGGGCUCAGAGUGUAGCGGUGGGGCUGGGGCUGAUUGGAAUAUUUGUAUCUGUUAGUCUUGAUCAAUGGACUGUCUAAUGGAUAGGAUGCCCUAUGCUGGUAUUUGUGGGGGGAGGGACACAGCUGCAUUGUUUUUCUCAGCUACAGCAACAAAUGAAAGCAUUUUUAUUCCACAUUCAUUCAUCAGCUCUAAAACAAAAGCAAUCAGUUUGUGUAAUAAGUGUCUUUUUACUUUUUUCAAUCCCAAGCUAUAGUUGGACACUCUGUUUUGUAUAAUAAUAAUGAAAGCAAUCAAUUCAUUUUUAAUAUUAUUUAAAAGAUUAUUUAUUAAUAAUAUGCAUUUUUUUAAAAAAAAUAGCUUGAUAGCUCUUGAUUUGCAAAGAUUAUUUAGAAAGUAAUUAUUGUGUUCUUGUAGGAGUGGAAUGUAUCUGGUCUUCUUCCAAACUGCAAUUCUGCAAUCAAUAGGUAUUAUUCUAAUUAAAAAAAAAAUUCAUCCUGGUAUCACAUGGUGGCUAAAAUGAACAUUAAUUUACUCCUAGAAGGUGGUGGAAAUAAAAAAUGGUUGAACACAGAAAA
This is a messenger RNA of Sphaerodactylus townsendi, 6509 nucleotides long. It is a transcript of the gene PLEKHA8, whose product is annotated as pleckstrin homology domain containing A8. Gene Ontology annotation, molecular function: ceramide 1-phosphate binding; ceramide 1-phosphate transfer activity. The record is from RefSeq and is a predicted model, not a curated record. The transcript has 14 exons. Gene Ontology annotation, biological process: intermembrane lipid transfer; ceramide transport. Gene Ontology annotation, cellular component: cytosol; membrane; cytoplasm. The coding region runs from base 143 to 1711 and encodes 522 amino acids. Lineage: Eukaryota; Metazoa; Chordata; Lepidosauria; Squamata; Sphaerodactylidae.